AUGUCUAUUCCGGAAGAAUGUACUGUGCUGGUGGUAGGUGGUGGGCCAGGAGGGUCAUAUGCUGCUUCGGUGCUGGCACGGGAAGGAAUCUCUACCGUCUUGCUAGAAGCCGAUGUGUUCCCUCGAUACCACAUUGGCGAGAGCUUGUUGCCGUCCACACGAGAGUUCUUGAAAUUCAUUGACGUGUAUGACAAGUUUGAAAGCCAUGGAUUCAUUCAUAAGGCACGACUAACUCAGCACUAUCUAGACACAAACUUCCUUGCAUUUGGUGGACAUGCAUGGAAUGUGAUUCGGUCCGAGUGCGACCAGAUUCUCUUCGAACAUGCGGGAGCUAGUGGUGCCAAAGUGUUCGAUGGAGUGAAAGUCAAUGGAAUUGAGUUCCUCCCCACUGGCUGCCAGGAAGGCCAUGACAAUUCCAAGCAAGGACGGCCCGUUUCUGCCUCCUGGACACGCAAGGACAAGACAGCCAGGGGUACAGUUCGAUUCCAGUACUUGGUGGAUGCCAGUGGACGAGCAGGCUUGGUUAGUACCAAGUAUAUGAAGAACCGCCGAUAUAACGAAGGCCUUAAGAAUAUCGCGACUUGGGGAUAUUUUGAGGGAGCUGGAACGUAUGGAAAGGGUACACCCGCAGAAGGGGGCCCUUUCUUCCCCCGGCUACAAGAUGGAUCCGGCUGGGCGUGGUUUAUUCCUCUUCACAACAACACAACCUCCGUUGGCGUGGUCAUGCAACAGGCCAGCUUCACAGCUAAGAAGAAAGAGAUGGCGUCGCCUACAACGCGCGACUUCUUUCUGACGCACAUGAAAGACGCUCCAAUGAUUUCUGAAUUGCUGGAAAACGCCACACUCGUAUCGGAAGUCAAAUCAGCCACCGAUUGGUCGUACAGUGCCUCAAGCUACGCUAGUCCUUACAUCCGCAUAGUUGGAGAUGCCGGGUGCUUCAUCGACCCUCUCUUCUCUUCGGGUGUGCAUCUGGCAUUCACCGGAGCGCUCUCUGCCGCCGCCUCUAUCUGUGCGUCAAUCAAGGGGGACUGCACCGAACAGACGGCGGUCACCUGGCACUCGGAAAAGAUCCGAGAGGCCUAUACACGGUUUCUCCUGGUGGUCACUAGUGCAUAUGCGCAAAUCACAGGACAGGAGCGCCCUGUAUUGAAUGAGUAUGAGGAGGAAAACUUUGAUCGUGCCUUUAGCUUCUUCCGACCUAUCAUCCAAGGGACUGUGGAGAUUGGUGGAGGAAAGCUGAGUAAACAGGACGUGACCGAUUCAGUGGAGUUCUGCAUGCGAGUCAUUCGUAAAGUGGAUGGGACCACGGACAUAGCUCCAAACGGGAAAACACUGUGUGAAGAUGAACGUGGCGAGCUGACGUGUGAUCGCAUAAAGAAGGCGGAACUCAAGUCGGAUCUUAACAAGUUCCGUGUUGAUGUGGUAAAUGGGAUGACCGUCAAUCUUCAACAGGGAGCCCUGGGGCUGGUCCGAGCGGCUUGA
Penicillium concentricum is the source of this 1482-nucleotide messenger RNA. RefSeq lists its product as uncharacterized. Lineage: Eukaryota; Fungi; Ascomycota; Eurotiomycetes; Eurotiales; Aspergillaceae. The record is from RefSeq and is a predicted model, not a curated record. Gene Ontology annotation, molecular function: catalytic activity; FAD binding. The transcript has 5 exons. The coding region runs from base 1 to 1482 and encodes 493 amino acids.